AAUUCUGUGUACCCAGGUCAACUGUGGCAAAUGUACCUGGGUAUUUAUAUGUCUUUUUUCUCCCCUUGAACAGGGGACAAGGUACCACUCCUCUUGCCAUGCAGAAAGCUCAGCAGAUUGCUCAAGGGCUGGACUUACUAACCGCGAGAGUGGAAAACGCAGCUCGCAAGCUGGAGGCCAUGACCAACUCUAAGCAGGCCAUAGCCAAGAAGAUUGAUGCUGCUCAGAGCUGGCUGGCAGAUCCUAACGGGGGCAGCGAAGGAGAAGAGCACAUCCGGGGCAUCAUGGCGGAAGCCAGGAAAAUCGCAGAACUCUGUGAAGACCCCAAAGAGAGAGAUGACAUUUUGCGGUCCUUGGGCGAGAUUUCUGCUUUGACAGCUAAAUUGUCUGACCUUCGGAAACA
Notechis scutatus (mainland tiger snake) is the source of this 403-nucleotide messenger RNA. The record is from RefSeq and is a predicted model, not a curated record. Lineage: Eukaryota; Metazoa; Chordata; Lepidosauria; Squamata; Elapidae.